CAAGUGUUGACUCAAACAGCGACUCAAAAACUGUAAGCUUUUGCACGCAUUGAUCGCAACGACUGUACAGACAUUCAGUCACUUUCUGGCACUCACUGUGUGUUUCGCAACGCAAACAGCCAUUCAUUGUCUCAUCGGUUGAUACCAUACAUACAUUACCAUCACUUAUACCCAUCACUACCUCUUAGCCACAGAUUUGAUCGCAUUUUAUACCAGUUUUUGUUAUUCAUUUAGUAGUUCACAGUCUCAUCGCAAACACGGCACCGGUAUUCAUGUCUAACCCGAGGGCACAGCACAGGCGUCACCACCAAAAUCAGGACAACACGUCCCGACAGACGUACCGCAACUCGUCGUUCAAUGAUCGACGAGAUAAUAGGGAUAACAGGCCCGAGAGGACUGUCUUCAGGAGUGCCACCGAUGGCAGGGAUGUCCGGCGACAGUUCAAUGACAGCGCCGGUGGUCAGCGACAGCCGCCUAAAGACAUGAGGGAAGCGCCGGGAGGUGUGGCCACCAAAGCGGACACGAAUCACAUGCCGGGGAUACCGGUGUCGAAGAACCAGUCGACCAUUCCGUUCGGCGGUGACACCAAACAGGAGGCCAUCAGCGGUUCUAACGCUUCCAAUGUUACCAAACCGGAGGUGACGGUCACCACCGCUCCAGAGGUAGCGAAUGGCGCGGCUGUCGACACAGUAACCGAUGGUAUGAAACGAAUGGAUUUGAAGGCACCGGAAGACGACGCGAAGGACACGAAUGGCGUGAAGAGUGGCGACGAGCCGUCGCCGCAACCAAUAGGAGUCACUCCGGAUAAGACAUACAGCAAAGCCUUGACCGCAGCCCUCGAGUCCACUGUUGACACCGCUUUGCCGGAGACUCGGAUCAGGCGCUCAUACACCGUGAGCGGGGCCGGUAUGGGCGCCAAAUACCCGGGUCAGCACCGGUACACGAACCAGAGGAAUGGCAACAACAACACCGGCAACGACUCCGUGCGCCAGAACCACAUCAACGCCAAUAAGUUUUACAAUUCUAACGAUCGAUACAACGCUAACGCGAAGAACGAGUCCAUGGAUUACAAGCGCCCUCUGAAGCCGCAGCACCACAAGCUGUCGCCGCAGAAGUCCUACAAGAAUCCCAUGAUCUACGAGUGCACACCCAAUGUCAGUCUCAUACAGCCAUACGCCGUGAAUCCAUACGUGAAUCCCGAGUACAUACCGAUCCAGCGCUACCAGUAUUACACGAUUCCCGUGCCGUACGCUAACCCUCUGCCACCCAAUCCCAGUCCUAAUCUCAAUGGUGGACAUCAGUCGUCGUCGGCGAACACCGGUCUCAAUGGUGGUCCGAAUAGCGCCGGUAGUAAGGGCUCGGACGCCGGCAACUCGUCGAUCGACAAGAAUCAGAUGUCAUUCUUCCAGCCAUUCCAGCCGACGCCCGAACAUCCCGUUCCCCCCACUUAUUACGGAUACAUCGCGCCUAUAGUCCACGAGAACGGCGCGUACGCCUACUAUUUCGUCAGUAUCUUCCCGCCAAACAUAACGCCCCUCCGCGUGGACGUCGACCCGAACGGCUGUCCCGUCAUUCCGUCCAACUGUAUGCUCAUGAAUGCCGUCGACUACUCCAACGCUAUGCUCAACGCUAACUGAGUCGUGCUACCGACCACUAGACUACUAGCCCUCCCGGUUGUGACCCCUGACACCCCAUGUUUCCCCUAUUUUUCUAUAAUAACACUCAAAUAAUACUCUCUAUAUUCAGUUGUUUAUAAAUAAUUAGAUUUGUAUUUUUCUAUUCGUUUAAAGCUUAGGUUUAAUUAUUAUUACUAUUUUUGUUUAUUAUCUAUACUUUUUUCCCUAACAUUUAAUUUGUCUGUUUUUUUAUAAUUACCAUAAUUAUUAGCGUAUUAAUACGUGUUGUAAAAUAUCUGCA
Molecule: messenger RNA, 1917 nt
Organism: Oppiella nova
Lineage: Eukaryota; Metazoa; Arthropoda; Arachnida; Sarcoptiformes; Oppiidae
Source: the annotation of a GenBank genome assembly